This is a messenger RNA of Rhincodon typus (whale shark), 393 nucleotides long. Its product is annotated as unconventional myosin-XV-like. NCBI's taxonomy places the organism in Eukaryota, Metazoa, Chordata, Chondrichthyes, Orectolobiformes, Rhincodontidae. The coding region runs from base 25 to 393 and encodes 122 amino acids. The record is from RefSeq and is a predicted model, not a curated record. The transcript has 3 exons.
GAUCUUUUCAAUCAGGAACAAACAAUGAGGGAAGUGGUGAAUGUCGCACACCUGGACAUUCCUGCUGAGUUGUCCUCCUUACUCCAAGCAGCAGCAGCAGCAGCUGGUAAAGAAAAUCAGACUGAUUGUAUUAUCCAGAUUGAAACUCCACAGGUUCAAUCAGAGGAACAGCUAGUGAUGGCUCUUGAUAUCAACAACUAUCCUUUUUCCAACUUUGUACGGAUUCACUUCAAGAAGCACUUAUUUGGUAUGUUGACCACUCCAUUGGAUGAAGCGCUGACCCAAUCAGAAGAGGAUUUGAAAGAAGAAGCUGUUAUGGUCUUCAAGUUGGUAAGGCUCAAGGGAUUAACCGUUAGCAAACAGUGUGAUAUAACGGUGAUGUGCUGGCUGUAG